This is a messenger RNA of Tetranychus urticae (two-spotted spider mite), 660 nucleotides long. RefSeq lists its product as uncharacterized. The record is from RefSeq and is a predicted model, not a curated record. Lineage: Eukaryota; Metazoa; Arthropoda; Arachnida; Trombidiformes; Tetranychidae.
UUCAACAUCGAAAUCAAGUAGAAGUGUUUCGACUCUUGUAAAGACAACAACAAGCAACAUUCAAUUCAAAGUUAAACUCUUAUUCACAUCCAACAUGUUCUUUGUUAAGUUAACUUUCAUCUGUGCUCUCGUCGUUGCCACCGCAAUGGCCAAUGGUUGGGAUAAUUGGGGCAAAAAUCACUGGGGUGGUUGGUCUUCUUCUUAUGGUCCUUCACCAUGGAGCAAUGAUUAUGGAUACAAAUGGUCAAACAAGAAGGCUUCAGUUUUCCAUCACCGAAAAGGAACUCCAAGCUGGGGAUGGGGACAUGACAAGUGGGGACACGGAUGGGGACACGAUGACAAAUGGGGAUGGUCCGAACCUAAAUGGGGCGGUAAUGAUCAUUUCGUCUAUGGUGUUAAGGUCCAUCACGAUGUCCCAAAGAAGUGGGGAGGCUGGGGAUGGCAUUAAAUGAACCACUUUCCAACCUGAUACCCUUAACCGAAAGUUCUUGGUGAAAGCAGAAAAACCCAAAUAUUUAUUCUCAAUUAGGAUUAAGCAGUUAUCUACUCAAACCUUCAUGUCAUUUCGUAUUAUCUAUAUUUUUUCACCCAAAGCAAAUUGUAAUAUUUCAUUCUAAUCUAAUGUAAAAUAGUCCAUCAAAAUUAAGUAAUAAAUUGAGC